Penicillium cinerascens is the source of this 3150-nucleotide messenger RNA. RefSeq names its product putative AP-3 complex subunit delta. The record is from RefSeq and is a predicted model, not a curated record. Bases 1 to 3150 code for a protein of 1049 amino acids. Gene Ontology annotation, cellular component: AP-3 adaptor complex; endosome membrane; membrane coat. The transcript has 7 exons. Lineage: Eukaryota; Fungi; Ascomycota; Eurotiomycetes; Eurotiales; Aspergillaceae. Gene Ontology annotation, biological process: Golgi to vacuole transport; protein targeting to vacuole.
AUGGCCGAGAAUCGUGGGCGCCUGUUGGGAAAGAUGAAGGGCGGAAAUCAGGUCAGACCCAUUGGCCUCGCGGGCUUCUGCAAAAGCCAUGGUAAGUAUCGGAUGGGACGUGCCCCGGGCUGGAAAGAUAAUGCUUCUUUUCGCCAAGGAACCGUGGUAUUCGUAUUGACCUUCGGAAUCCCUACCGCUCGCGGCGCGAGUCGAAACAAGAUGUUCGAAAAGUCUCUCUACGACCUGAUCAAGGGUCUUCGGACCCACAAAGGUGGAGAGGAUGAAUACGUCCAGGAUUGCCUGCGAGAAUGCAAGGCCGAAAUUAAAUCCCAGGAUAUGGAUAAAAAGGCCACGGCGCUUCUGAAGCUCAUCUAUCUUGAGAUGUUUGGGUAUGACAUGUCGUGGGCGGCUUUUAAUGUCCUGGAAGUCAUGUCUUCUUCGAAAUAUCUUCAGAAACGAGUGGGCUAUCUCGGAGCGGUGCAAAGCUUCCGACCGGACACGGAGGUUCUGAUGCUGGCAACAAAUAUGCUCAAAAAGGAUAUCGUGUCUCCCAGCAUUCCCUCUUUGUCCCUGCCGCUCGUCACCCUCCCGCAUAUCAUCACUCCUUCGCUGGCCAUGUCUCUGCUUCCGGAUAUACUAUCCCGUCUCUCACACUCAAGCCCCGUAGUACGCAAGAAGACGAUCGUGUGUCUCUACCGGCUUGCAUUGGUAUACCCGGAAGCACUCAAGCUAUCAUGGCCUAAAAUUAAGGACCAUCUGAUGGACGACCAGGAAGAUAUUAGCGUGACCACGGCGGCUAUCAAUGUUGUCUGUGAGCUUGGUUGGCGCCGGCCACAUGAUUUUCUGCCAUUGGCACCCCGACUAUUCGAACUACUGGUGGAUAGCGGCAAUAAUUGGAUGGCCAUCAAAAUCAUCAAGCUGUUUGCAACUUUGACUCCGCUGGAACCUCGACUGACACGCAAGCUCUUGCGACCGUUGACCAACAUCAUUCAGACUACCACGGCUAUGUCACUACUGUACGAGUGCAUCAAUGGUAUCAUUCAGGGUGGAAUUCUUGACGGUGAGGAGAAUCUGCAGGAAAGAGAUGAGGUUGCCUCAUUGUGCGUGGGUAAACUACGAGGAAUGAUAGUCAUGAAUUCGGACCCCAACCUCAAGUACGUUGCUCUUCUUGCAUUGAACCGCAUAGUUACAACACACCCCAUGCUCGUAUCUGUGCAACAAGACGUGAUCAUGGACUGUCUGGAUGACGCAGAUGUGUCUAUUCGCUUGCAGGCCUUGGAGCUUGCAGCUGGAAUCGUCACAAGUGACACCCUUCAAGCAGUGGUGAACCAAUUGGUGAAUCAGCUUCAAGUGGCCUCGUUGUCAUUCGCAAGGGACGCUACCGAUCCCGAAUUCGAUCCCGAAGCCGAUUCCUCCGCGCGAGCCGCAUCUGAAAGCCCCGAGGGGCAAAGGGCAUCCAACGUGGGACCUGACACCUCAAUUGACUUGCCCAGUGAAUAUCGAACCGAGGUCGUGAAUCGUGUGCUAGACAUCUGUUCACAGAGCAACUACGCGGAGGUGACCGACUUUGAGUGGUACGUGGGCAUUCUAGUCAAACUCGUCGGUCUACUCCCACCAUCGGGGCUGGAUGAGUAUUACCAGCAGACUCAAACGGGCAAAUGGUCCAUCAACGGCUCGAGAACGACUGUUGCGUUUCGGAUUGGAUCGGAGAUCCGCAAUGUUGCCGUGCGCGUGAGGGGAGUACGUCCGGAAGCAACCCGGGCGGCUGAGUCAUUACUGCUCGUUGACAACAGAUCGAUCCUUUUUCCAGCAGGCUCCAAUGUGGUCAACGAUGUUCUGGGCCCUAUUGCGUGGGUUGUUGGUGAGUAUGCAGAAUGCCUCGUGUCGCCUGACCGGGCGCUGCAAUCGCUGAUUGAUCCGUCUAAUGCAUCCUUGAUGCCCAGAACUUUACAGCUGUUCCUGCAGGCGAUACCGAAGGUGUUUGUUCAAUUAAAUCGCACCUGGGGGGCCAAAGAUACGUGGAAGAGUGAAUUGUCUCUUCUGUUGGCUCGAGUCGUGGAUUUCCUCGAGCUCUUAGCCGCUCAUCCGGAUCUGGACGUUCAGGAGCGGGCCAUUGAGUUUCUGGAAGUCCUCCGCUUGGGUGCCGAGGCGAUGCGCUCGAAUACACAGGAAGUGCCAUCGCUACUCACCUCCAUCAUUCCCAGCUUGUUCGAGGGCCUGGAACUCAAUCCCAUGGCACUGAGUGCUCAGAAGAAGGUGAUAUUGCCUCCAAGUCUGCGCCUGGAUGAGGCAUUCCAUGAUGAUCUGCCGGGCCUUUUCCGCAACCUGGACCGCUCGAUGUUGAAUGUGGACACGCGGAGUGUCUUACAGGACUUUUACCAUGUCCCGGAUCUUUCUCCGCCCGUCAACAAGCCGUUGUACGAAGCGGCCCCUAUCGAAGUGCAUCUCGGCCCAUCAUACCAGAACACAGUUGGCGGCACGAUCGAACAUCCAUCCGUCUUGGAAAGGAGAAAGGUUGAGCGCAGGGAACGUUUCAAGGAUGACCCGUUCUAUAUUGCUCCUGGGAGUUCAUCGGGCACGUCCACGCCGGUCCAUGACGUGUUUAAGUCGACCAAUGGCGAUGCGUUGGACAUUGAUUCAAUUCCAAUUGUCGAUUUGAAACUGGAUGAUGGACAGCAGGGCCGUGUUGAUCGUGAUUCUCUCACGGACCGUCAGAUCUCUCCCAAGAAAAUGGAGGUUACCGCCGAUGAAACAUUUGGGUCUGAUGACACUCCGUUACACGAUAGUUUGGCCGGAACUACCCGUGGGUCUACUGGCUAUAAGCGUUCUCUACUCCAGGUGGAUUCUAGCGGUCUCGGUCAGCUUUCACUGGGAAAGAAUGAUGAUAGAGACCCUAUCGUGGCCGGGGAUGAGGGUGACGCCGAAAUGACAAAGGCGAUGCAGAACGUGGAACAAAUGCGGCUGCGCAUGCAGCGAGCGUCCGAGCGAAUCCAAUUAGAGGGGACUCCGGCUGAGGGCACUCUCGUGAAGAAGAAGAAGAAAAGCAAGAAGAAGCCCGACGAUGGUGAUAUCGAGAAGACAGAGCCCUCUCGGGUCCGGGGAAAAAAAGAAGAAGAAAAGGGAGGCUGUUUGAUUGCCAGUCAUUUUAAAGUAGCUUAG